This is a messenger RNA of Dichomitus squalens LYAD-421 SS1, 750 nucleotides long. Its product is annotated as HET-domain-containing protein. The record is from RefSeq and is a predicted model, not a curated record. The transcript has a single exon. The annotation marks the transcript as partial. Lineage: Eukaryota; Fungi; Basidiomycota; Agaricomycetes; Polyporales; Polyporaceae.
CGCCUGUUAAACGCCAUCACUGGGCAGUUUGAUGAGUGCUUUGACCAUCAGCGAGUACGCUAUGUCAUCCUAUCCCACGUCUGGGCAACCAGGGAGGCCACGUAUCAGGACGUCUUGGAGACACAGAAGGUUUCUGGGCUCAACGUCGUGUCUCGCUUGCCCGACAAGCUUCGCGGCUUGUGCAAUGCUGCGCAGAACGCCGGAUACGACUUCGUCUGGGCCGAUACUUGCUGCAUUGACAGAACAAACUCUGACGAAAUCUCGGACUCUAUAACAUCCAUGUAUUCCUGGUAUCGCGAGGCCGAUCAGUGCUUCGCGUAUCUUCACGACGUUCCCAGCCCCUUAAUGUCCUCCGAUGACCCAUACGCGCUGUUCCGCCAAAGCAUUUGGUGGUCCAGAGGAUGGACGCUACCCGAACUCCUAGCCCCUAACGAGGUAACCUUUCUGUCCUCUACUUGGCUAGCGAUCGGCACGAGAACAGAGCUUGCGACGCUCAUCCAGGCCAUCACCUCUAUCGAUAGCAAAGUCCUGAUUUCCCCGAGAGUCCCACUGGAGGCGAUGAGCGUUGCAACGCGCAUGUCAUGGGCCGCGUCCAGGAAAACGAGAUUCGUAGAGGAUGGCGCCUACUGCCUCAUGGGCAUCUUUGGUGUCAUCAUGCAGCCGAACUAUGGAGAGAGGUACAGCGCCUUCUUCCGCCUUCAGGAGUUGAUCCUUGCCAAGGAGCGGCCCGAUCCAACCCUCCUUUGCUGG